Pseudomyrmex gracilis is the source of this 1121-nucleotide messenger RNA. RefSeq names its product charged multivesicular body protein 2a (gene Vps2). The record is from RefSeq and is a predicted model, not a curated record. Gene Ontology annotation, cellular component: ESCRT III complex; multivesicular body. The transcript has 5 exons. NCBI's taxonomy places the organism in Eukaryota, Metazoa, Arthropoda, Insecta, Hymenoptera, Formicidae. Gene Ontology annotation, biological process: late endosome to vacuole transport; endosome transport via multivesicular body sorting pathway; protein transport. The coding region runs from base 106 to 789 and encodes 227 amino acids.
CAUAUUAUCUCCAGCUAAGUUAUUUCGCACGAUCUGUCAAAGAGCGCAACGUUAUCUCGUGUGAUGUCAUUGUCGUGAACAAAGUAUAUACGGAAUAUCUGCAUCAUGGAAUGGUUAUUUGGCAAACGAAUCACUCCCGAAGAAAUGCUCAGAAAAAAUCAAAGAGCAUUAAACAAGGCAAUGCGAGAUUUAGACAGAGAAAGAGUAAGAAUGGAGCAACAAGAAAAAAAGAUUAUUGCUGACAUAAAAAAGCUUGCAAAAGAUGGUCAAAUGGAUGCAGUAAAAAUUAUGGCUAAAGAUUUAGUUAGGACAAGACGUUAUGUAAAGAAAUUUAUGCUGAUGAAAGCAAAUAUUCAAGCUGUGUCUCUAAAAAUACAAACUUUACGUUCUCAAAACACAAUGGCACAAGCUAUGAAAGGAGUGACAAAAGCAAUGCAAAACAUGAACAAGCAAUUAAAUUUACCACAGAUACAGAAAAUAUUACAAGAAUUUGAAAAACAAUCUGAAAUAAUGGAUAUGAAAGAAGAAAUUAUGAAUGAUGCGAUAGAUGAUGCUAUGGAAGAUGAAGGAGACGAAGAAGAAAGUGAUGCUGUAGUCACUCAAGUGUUAGAUGAGUUGGGUUUACAGUUGACAGAUCAACUAUCAGGACUGCCACAAGCAUCUGGAUCACUGAGUGUAACUGGUUCUAAGCAACCGGUUGCAACUGCAGCAGGUAAUGAAGAAGGAAGCAAUCUUGCGGAUGCUGAUGCAGACUUACAAGCGAGACUUGAGAAUUUGCGACGUGAAUAAGGAUUGAAGAUUGAUAAAGAUUUAAGAUAUUAGGAGCAAUGUAUAAAAAGUGUAUGUAAAAAGUAUCGGUUUUACAUAUUAAAAAAACGUAGCUUUAAGAGAGUUUUAUCGAGUGCUUAAAUAUACUUGAAUAUUUAAUGUACGUAAAUUCAAAAGAGUUGCCUACUGCAUACAGAUUUCUUGAAUGUUUAAUCUUUAUAUUUUAUAUGCACUUCUUGAAUUUUAUAAUGCUUUCGUAAGAAAACUGUACACUCUGUAAAUGCCUAAGUUGUUAAUGCAAACUUUACCAAAUUGUUACAUAAUAAAAUGUGUAACAACAGUUUUUUCUUUAA